GGCCCUGGUGGGUGGCAUUCCCUCCGCUCCGGCAGCAGCUAAAAAUACCCCCCUGCUCCGGUGCCGGAUUAGGGCACUCGUCCGGGCGCUCGGCGGGGACACAGCCCGGCACCCACCCAAACGCCUCCCCGGCACCCACCCGAUCCCGUCCCCGGCACUCGAGGCAGCGGCACCAGGAGCCGCCGGCACAGAGUUGCGGGCUGGGCCGGGGUCCCGGCCCCUGCAGUCGGCGCGUUCCCUGCCUGGGACCCCCCAUUGCCUGAAGCAUUUCCCUGUUGACCUGCGGACCUCCAUGGACGGCAAAUACAAGGAGAUCGCGGAGGAGCUGUUCUGCCGCUCGCUGGCCGAGAGCGAGAUGCGGACGGCGCCCUACGAGUUCCCGGAGGAGAGCCCCAUCGAGCAGCUGGAGGAGCGGCGGCAGCGCCUCGAACGCCAGAUCAGCCAGGACGUCAAACUUGAGCCCGACAUUUUGCUCAGAGCCAAACAGGACUUCUUGAAAAUUGACAGUGCCGCGGACUUACAGCUCUUCAAGGAGCAGAGCGAGGACCUGGUGGACCAUGUCCCCAAGGAGCGGGAGGCACUGCUGGAGCGGGAGUUCCAGCGCGUCACCAUCUCCGGGGAGGAGAAGUGUGGGGUGCCCUUCACGGACCUUCUGGAUGCGGCCAAGAGCGUGGUGAAGGCGUUGUUCCUACGGGAGAAGUACAUGGGGUUGUCCCUGCAGAGCUUCUGCAAAACCACCGCCCGGUACCUGCAGGAGCUCUCCGAGAAACCUCUGGAGACCCGCGGCUACGAGGAGGUGCCCGAGACCCCUGUGGCCGCCGAUGCCCCCGUGCACCCCCCGUUUGCGGAGCAGCACCCCUACGAGAUGUGGGACCCCCAGACCAUGCCGGCUGAUCUGGGCUUUGGGCUGAAGAUGGUGGACGGCGUGGUGCAUGUCUACACCAAGCAGGACCUCACCGACAAGAGCACGGAGCUGGACCUGCCGUACCCCGACCUGCAGGAAUUCAUUGCCGACAUGAAUUUCCUCAUGGCUUUGAUCAUCAACGGGCCCAUCAAAUCCUUCUGCUACCGCCGGCUGCAGUACCUGAGCUCCAAGUUCCAGAUGCACGUGCUGCUCAACGAGAUGAAGGAGCUGGCGGCCCAGAAGAAGGUGCCUCACCGCGACUUCUACAAUAUCCGCAAGGUGGACACCCACAUCCACGCCUCAUCCUGCAUGAACCAGAAGCAUCUCCUGCGUUUCAUCAAGCGGGCCAUGAAGAAGCACCUGGAUGAAAUUGUCCACGUGGAGAAGGGCAAGGAGCAGACGCUCAAGGAGGUCUUCGAGACGAUGAACCUCACCGCCUACGACCUGAGCGUGGACACGCUGGAUGUCCACGCGGACCGCAACACCUUCCACCGCUUUGACAAGUUCAACGCCAAGUACAACCCCAUCGGCGAGUCCAUCCUGCGAGAAAUCUUCAUCAAGACGGACAACCGCGUCUCGGGGAAGUACUUUGCCCACAUCAUCAAGGAGGUGAUGUCCGACCUGGAGGAGAGCAAGUACCAAAACGCCGAGCUGCGGCUCUCCAUCUACGGCCGCUCCCGGGACGAGUGGGACAAGCUGGCCCGCUGGGCCGUCAACCACCGCGUCCACUCCAACAACGUCCGCUGGCUCGUGCAGGUGCCCCGGCUCUUUGAUGUCUACCGGACGAAGAAGCAGUUGGCCAACUUCCAGGAGAUGCUGGAGAACAUCUUCCUGCCCCUCUACGAGGCCACCGUCCACCCUGCCCAACACCCGGAGCUGCACCUCUUCCUGGAGCAUGUGGAUGGUUUUGACAGUGUGGAUGAUGAAUCCAAGCCAGAGCAUCACAUCUUCAACCUGGACAGCCCCUUGCCAGGCAACUGGGUGGAGGAGGACAACCCACCCUACUCCUACUACCUGUACUACAUGUAUGCCAACAUGACAGUGCUCAACCACCUCCGACGGAAGAGAGGCUUCCACACCUUCGUCCUGCGCCCGCACUGUGGUGAGGCUGGCCCCAUCCAUCACCUCGUCUCGGGCUUCAUGGUCUCGGAGAACAUCUCCCAUGGCUUGCUGCUCCGCAAGGCCCCCGUCCUGCAGUACCUCUACUACCUGGCGCAGAUCGGCAUCGCCAUGUCCCCGCUGAGCAACAACAGCCUCUUCCUCAGCUACCACCGCAACCCCCUGCCCGAGUACCUCUCACGGGGGCUCAUGGUCUCCCUCUCCACCGACGACCCCCUCCAGUUCCACUUCACCAAGGAGCCGCUGAUGGAGGAGUACAGCAUCGCCACCCAGGUCUGGAAGCUCAGCUCCUGCGACAUGUGCGAGCUGGCCCGCAACAGCGUCCUGAUGAGCGGCUUCUCCCACAAGGUGAAGAGCUACUGGCUGGGUCCCCACUACCUGAAAGAGGGUCCGGAGGGCAACGACAUCCGUCGUACCAACGUCCCCGACAUCCGCGUGAGCUACCGCUUCGAGACACUCUGCCAGGAGCUGACCCUCAUCACGCAGGCGGUGCAGACCGAGGAGCUGGAGACCAUCCAGGAGGAGGACGCUCUCACCAUCACCUCCACCCUGGGCACCCACUGACUCCCCACCCCGGGCUCUUGUCCCAUGGAUCCCGCGGGGAGCCCUCUUGUCACCCUGCAUCCCUCCAGGGCUUCGCCGCCGUCCCCCUCCUGCUACCUCCCGCCCUGGAAACGGGACGCUCCCCGCUGCUGUCCCCAGCGCCCUGCCGGUGCCGCCGUGGGGGGGUCAGGGUUUGCUGGGUUCUCUCUGUUUCUUGGGUUUUGGGGGGUCUUUUUUUCUCGUGGUUUUUUUUUUAACUGGUGUCUCCUUGCUGGGUUGGUCCCUGCCGGGCUUGGUGGCAGAGGGACGAGGCUACAGGAGGUGACAUGGGUGCGGGCACCGCUGGGGGGGGUCCUGGCUUCACCUCCCAGGCUCAGGACACAGUGACAGGUUGAGGGACAUCGGUGCUGGCUGUGGGGACAUUGUGGGGGACCCAGCCCAGCAGCAGGGCCCAGGUCCUGAUGCUUUUUAAUUGCCUGCCCCUCUCUCCGUCCACUUUCUCGCCCCACAGGGACAUGGGGACAAGCCGGCAGCACCGCAGGGACCCAAACCCGGGCUCUCUGCACCCCCAGGCUUCUCUCGCACCCUCGCACGGGGAUGCGACAUCGGUGGGGACCCGGUGGCCCAGGGGACACAGGGUGCUGGCUGGAGGGGACAGUGCCCAGUGGAGGAUGCUCCAUCCUCAUCACUGCAGAGAGAAAGGCAAAGGGGCCGGGGUGAUGCGUGUCCCCGUCCCCCACGCUCCCAGGAGCUGUUUGUGGCCCGGAUCGGGCUGGACGAGGCUUCUUUCUUCCCGGUGGGGCAUCAUCCCGUCCCUGCGUGUCCCCCCCCGCAGUCCUGCCUCCCCCCGCGGUCUGGAGCCGGCGGCUGACGCUCCCAGGAAAACAUGAUGGCGACUACAAAAAAAAAAAAAAAAAAAAAAAAAAGUAAAAAAAAACCCCAACCAACCAAGCAUGAAAAAUAAAGUAUUUAAGUAAAAAUACUUAAAUUUAAAUGUGAUGAGGGGGUAGGUAUCACAGCCCCAGAGGGAAACUGGGGGGAACA
This is a messenger RNA of Harpia harpyja (harpy eagle), 3610 nucleotides long. It is a transcript of the gene AMPD2, whose product is annotated as adenosine monophosphate deaminase 2. Gene Ontology annotation, biological process: IMP salvage; AMP metabolic process. Gene Ontology annotation, cellular component: cytosol. The transcript has 18 exons. The record is from RefSeq and is a predicted model, not a curated record. NCBI's taxonomy places the organism in Eukaryota, Metazoa, Chordata, Aves, Accipitriformes, Accipitridae. Gene Ontology annotation, molecular function: AMP deaminase activity. Bases 293 to 2587 code for a protein of 764 amino acids.